This is a messenger RNA of Cervus elaphus (red deer), 1355 nucleotides long. Its product is annotated as putative serine protease 47. Gene Ontology annotation, molecular function: serine-type endopeptidase activity. The record is from RefSeq and is a predicted model, not a curated record. Bases 18 to 1187 code for a protein of 389 amino acids. The transcript is spliced from 5 exons. Gene Ontology annotation, biological process: proteolysis. NCBI's taxonomy places the organism in Eukaryota, Metazoa, Chordata, Mammalia, Artiodactyla, Cervidae.
GGUCAGUAACCCCGGCAAUGGGCAGGGCGGCGGGUAUCCCCCGCGGCCCGGGCCAGCCCGUGGCUCUUCUCUGGCUGCUGCUGCUGGACGUGGCCACCGUGGAGCUGCGAGGGUCCUCAGCCACGGCCGCCCCCGGCCCGACUGCAGGCGAGGCGGGAGCGUUGGGGGGCGGCGCCCCGACUUGGCGAGCACAGCGGUUGGCCCCGGGAGCCACAGGUGGCAGGGGAGUCUCCACAGUGUGCGGGAAACCCAAGGUGAUGGGGAGGAUCUACGGCGGCCGGGACGUGGAGGCCGGCCAGUGGCCAUGGCAGGCCAGCCUGCAGUCCCAGGGCUUGCACGUGUGUGGAGCCGUCCUCAUUAACUCCAGCUGGCUCCUUUCCACCGCCCACUGCUUUCUCAACAAACCCAAAGCCCCGGAGAGCUACCGGGUUCUGUUAGGGAGCACCCAGCUCUACCAGCACGGCCCUCAGACCCGGGAGGUACCCGUGAGCCGGAUUAUCACGCACCCAGACUUCGAGAAGCUGCAUCCCUUCGGGAGCGACAUCGCCAUGUUGCAGCUGCCGUCUCCUGUGAACUUCACCUCCUCCAUCGUCCCCGCCUGCCUCCCAGUCCCUGGCAUGAAGCUCCCCAGGAACUCGUCCUGCUGGAUAACCGGCUGGGGGAUGCUCAACGAGGAAACUCCCCUGCUGGAACCCUUCCAUCUCCAGGCGGGUAAGGUGAGCUUCAUUGGGAACAAGUUCUGUAACAUGUUAUAUGGACGUGCGAGAGGCAAAAACUUCUCUGUGCGCGAGGACAUGCUGUGUGCCGGGGACUUCUCCGCAGGAAAGUCCAUCUGCCACGGCGAUUCCGGGGGCCCCCUGGUUUGUGACUUCGCCAGCUCCUGGGUUCUGAUGGGGCUGGCCAGCUGGGGCUUUGACUGCCGACACCCCAUCUACCCCAGCAUCUUCACCAACGUCACCUACUUCACCGACUGGAUCGAUGAGAUCCAGAGACUUACACCCCACCCUGAGCCCACGUCUGCCCUUACACUGCCCCCUGAGUCAACGUCCCCUCCUCCACAGACCCAGGUUCCACACCAGUCUCUGCGGGCUGCCGGCGCGUCCACACCAGGCACAGCCGUUGUGCCUCCACAGACCUGGCCCCUGGCGUUGUUCCUGCUCGGGGCCCUGAGACAGGCCCUGUGGUGAUCACCCAAGCCCCUCAGCUCCAGCGGUGUGCCUCAGGACCCAGCCUGCUCACUGGAACCUUCCCCCCUCCCUUCCCUCAGCCCCAUCAGCUCUCAGGGGUCCCUUCUUGGCUUCCCCGUCCACCAGCUGUGACCCCCAAAUCCAAGCUUGAAAAACCAAAUAAAAGCA